Vittaforma corneae ATCC 50505 is the source of this 834-nucleotide messenger RNA. RefSeq lists its product as uncharacterized. Lineage: Eukaryota; Fungi; Microsporidia; Nosematidae. Gene Ontology annotation, molecular function: protein binding; structural molecule activity. Gene Ontology annotation, cellular component: nuclear pore outer ring; COPII vesicle coat. Gene Ontology annotation, biological process: COPII-coated vesicle budding; protein import into nucleus. The transcript has a single exon. The coding region runs from base 1 to 834 and encodes 277 amino acids. The record is from RefSeq and is a predicted model, not a curated record.
AUGCAGAAACAAAAAAAUUUAUGCUUACCCAUGGAACAAAUUGAAUCUAAGAUACGCAGCAUGGAUUCGGAUUUAUCUGAAAAGUUCGUCGUUACGGCAUGUGAAGACUCUCUUGUGCGUCUUUUCACCAUUAAAGACAGAAAUAUGGAGUUUCUUACUGAACUCACAGGACAUACUGGUGUUGUAACAAAGGCGGUUUUUAUAAAUCAAGGAGAGCUGAUCGCAAGCAGUGAUUUUAGUGGAAAGCUCAUUGUUUGGAAGCUCGAAGGGCAUUCUUUUGUGAAGAGAUCAGAAACAAAAGUGUCUAAUGGACCUAUCUAUGACAUUGCAGUGAGGUACACUGACAGUUCUUUUACAAUAUUCUGUGGAUGUGAUAAUGGAAUAUUGAGGACUGUAGUCUUUGAUAAUAAUUUCAAAGCAACAGUAACUGAACAAGAAAUUCACCGAUAUGGCAUUAUUACUGUUAGCUGCAAUCUACAUUUUGUAGCAACAGGUGGAUUGGACUGUACGGCAGCCUUAAUUUCAAAAGAUAACAUUGAAUACUUAAAACAUCAUCAAGGUGCUGUAAAUUCAGUUGCAUUAGCGCCAACUGAUGAUGAAAAACACACAAUCUUAGCAACUUGUUCAGAGGAUGGCAAAUUGGCCUUCAUUUUCAAGGAAGAUGAUAGCAUAAGAACUCAGGAAAUCAAGCUUAAAGAGCCAUGCUAUUCUCUUGAUUGGAGUAAAACAGGAUUUGUUCUUACAGUUGGAUACGGAUCUGAAGAAUUCAAAAGUUACAUUCAAGGUGAAAAUGGUGAAUACGAAGAAGUUCCAAUGAAAAAGGUUGAAGAGUAA